CAGUUACGUAGAUGGUCGUGGAGGAGUGGACAUAGCGGGAUACAGAUGCAGAGCAAGAAAAUUGGAGGUUGCGGAACUUAUUACGUAUUUGCUUCAUUGAGUCUGAGCAUUGUGGACUGAAUGAAGUGAUUGAUCCGAUCACAUUCCACCUCUAUUUAUUUGUUAUACCGCCUGUAGCGGGUAGUCCGGACCUGUGUAAUCACCUUCUUUGCUCUAUUCCCUCCAAGCAGCUUAUCGUAUUGCAGUAUGGGACUCCUUCCGACCCAAAAGUCUUUUUUCCCCAUUAACUCUCUGGACUCAUUGGUCAGUCUCUUUCAGUGGGAGCUGUCACGCCCCGAACCUGACUUGGCCCUGCUGUCUCUUACCUUAGGAUUUGUUGAGCACUUCCUAGCAGUCAAUCGUGUAGUACCCACUAAUGUGGCCUCCCUACCAGAUACAGGCCCCGCUUUAUUAGCUAAGAUAGGUGGCGAAGGAGCAAAGGUAAACAGAAAAACUUCCGUUAAACAGGGGAAGAACGAGAGUAUAAAUUUAGAGCAGGAGAAGAGGGAAACAAGGGGAGACUUAUCAAGGAAGGGCAGCUCAGGAGGGAACACCAAUCAAGAAGGGGAAUUAACUUCUGUUAAAGUGACAUCCUCAACCAAGGAGAAUAGCAAAAGUGCAGGUGGAAGAGAAAGUUCAGAAGGAAGGAAAGACCAGGAUGAAGGAAAUGAAGAGAGUGCCAAUAAAAAUCUAAAUUCCAGGCCAGUGCAGAAAAAGGAGGGUAAAGGGCCUAUGAAAGAGAGCCCAUCAAAUGGGACUCCUAAAGCAGAAUCGGCCCGGUCUGGAAUUCCAUAUUUUCCUGCACUGGAGUUGUCCGUUGCGCAAGCGCUUCAUGCCCGCUUCACAGCCCAGACUCGCGGAGCAGUGGAUCUGUCUUGUUACCCCAGAGAAGACGCUGUGUCUGGAAGGGAACUGAUCCGUAGGGUGUCCGACGUUAUCUGGAAUGGUCUGAGUCGUUCUUAUUUUAAAGACAGAGCCCAUAUACAAUCACUCUUUAGUUUUGUAACAGGUACAAAAUUGGACUCGCCUGGGGUGGCUUUUGCAGUGGUGGCUGCCUGUCAGGUUCUGGGACUUUCUGAUGUACAUCUAGCUUUAUCAGAGGACCAUGCAUGGGUUGUGUUUGGUAAAGAUGGAGAGCAGACCGCUGAAGUCACUUGGCAUGGAAAAGGAAACGAGGACAGAAGGGGGCAGUCUGUAAGCUCUGGUGUCUUGGAAAAGAGCUGGCUUUAUUUAAAUGGUCGAUACUUGCGUUGUGACCGCCACAUGGAGGUAGCUUUCAUGGUUUGUGCCAUAAAUCCUUCAAUUGAUGCUCACACAGACAGUCUGGAGUUGCUGCAGUUGCAGCAGAAGUUGCUGUGGGUAUUGUAUGAUGGAGGACAUUUGGAAAAAUAUCCAAUGGCCCUGGGUAAUUUGGCAGAUCUCGAAGAUUUGGCUGCAACCAGUGGACGUCCCAAGCCUCUGGAAAUCUAUUAUAAGGCUGUUUCCUCUUCCUGUUUGCACUUUGAGAAUCAGCACUUAUAUCCCCACAUUUAUUUGGCUGCUUAUCACUGCCGGAAUAAAGACGUUCGAGAGGCACUAAAAGCCUGGGCUGAGACUUCUGCAGUUGUCCAAAGUUACAAUUAUUGCCGUGAAGAUGAAGAGAUAUAUAAAGAUCUGUUUGAUAUAGCCAAUGAUUUGUUACCCAAUCUUUUGAAGGAGGAAGCCAUGUCACCUGAUGGUCCAUCUGGUUCGGCCCUUCAAGAUCCUCUGUGCUUUGCAAACCUCCUGCGUUUCUAUGAUGGAAUCUGUAAAUGGGAAGAAGACAGUCCAACCCCUGUCCUGCAUGUUGGAUGGGCAACUUUCUUAGUGCAGUCUCUGGGAAGAUUUGAUGCUCAGGUUAGGCAGCAGGUAACGUUAUUGAGCUUGGAUUCUUCAAAUGAGGAUGAUGAUUCUGAAGACUCCAGAAGAAGGGGUCCCCGUCGAGAGUCUAAAACUGAAGAGUCCACCCAGCUGUCUUCACACAAUGGACCUCCUCAGAAAGGAGAAGAAUCAGAAUAUGAACAAUUGCUCACACUUACAUUCCAAAGCCAGAAAAUGAAAGGGAUGAAGGAGUUGUUAGUGGCUGCAAAAGUGAACUCUAGUGCCAUUAAAUUGCAACUUACUGCUCAGUCACAAGUACAGCCAAAAAGAGCUCGAGGGUCUGGUGCAAGAGAUUAUAAUCUGGGCUAUUUAAAAAGACAGCGAAAAGGGGUGUAAAAAGAUCUAAGAAUGCUUAUCCAAAAAGGGCACACAAUAGAAAUAUUUAGAGUUUUAUUUUUUUUACUUUUUUUUUCAUUAUGACAAAAUAAAUAUUUUAAUUUCAGUGAUAA
Xenopus laevis (African clawed frog) is the source of this 2387-nucleotide messenger RNA. It is a transcript of the gene men1.L, whose product is annotated as menin 1 L homeolog. Lineage: Eukaryota; Metazoa; Chordata; Amphibia; Anura; Pipidae. Gene Ontology annotation, cellular component: histone methyltransferase complex; chromatin; nucleus. Gene Ontology annotation, molecular function: Y-form DNA binding; transcription cis-regulatory region binding; chromatin binding. The record is from RefSeq and is marked provisional. Gene Ontology annotation, biological process: negative regulation of cell population proliferation; negative regulation of cell cycle; regulation of transcription by RNA polymerase II.